CCCGCGAUCGAGGCGCGUCGCAUUUCCGACGCCCACGCGUCAACGCACCGCGAGAAUCGCGCGCACGCCGGGAAACGCGCGAAGAGCGCACCGAGGAGGCGCAAUUAACGCUCGCCGUUGACUGCGAAACGUCGCCGGCGAAUCGAAUCGAGCUCGCGUUCGGCGCGCGCGACGAUCGCGGCGGGUCGACGCGGUCGGCGACGACGCGCGCGCGUGAUCGAGGCGCGGUCUCAGCGUCGACGGGACGCGUCGAAGCGUCGCGUCGAUCGCACGUUCGAGGGUGACGGCUGACUGGCAAGAUUCGGGGCGUCAUCGAACGCGCGAUGGCUCGCACGCGAGGCGAGGAGCCGGCGGAGAAGUCGGCGACGAUCGCGUUGGCUGAUAUCGCCGCCGCGACUGAGACGAUUAAGAAGGCUCACAUGAAGAAGGAAUCGAAGAAACGUAAGGCGGAACUCGACGUCAGGGCGCCGUUGAGCAAGCGACAGCUGGACGACGACGCGGCGUACGCGGCGUUGAUGCACGACAAGUCAAAGGAUGCAGACUUGCCGGUGGCGCAGGCUUCGGAGAAGGAAUUGCAAACUGUUUCUGAUAGUAGCGAGUGGGACGUCAAGUUUCCGGGGCAGAGAUUCGGGCAGUGGAGCACGCUCGAGGUGGAACAGAUGAAGCGCUCGCUCGAGAAAUGGGCCAACGAGCACGGGCUCGCAGAAGAUUUCAUGAAUGGCAACUAUGAGUUCUUGUUCAACCGUCGUCAAAAGCAAGGAGGUAAAGGUGCACACUUACCGCUAUCUGAGCGACGCGCGUUUAUCGAAGUCGCUCGCGAGACGCCGACAAGAAACGCCAAGCAAAUUUACGGCUGGAUUUUGAGAAACAUGGACAAAAAGUCGAAGUCGGGGAAGUGGCAGAAGGAGGAGACGGAAGCUUUGCUCGAGCAAUACACGAAACUGGGCCCGAAAUGGUCCAAGAUCGCGGAAAUAGUCGGCAGGCCGGCGUCGGCGUGCCGUGACAAGUGGCGUCUCGCCAAGGGAGGUGAACACAAAAAGUCGGGGCACUGGAGCCAGGAAGAAACCGACAAGUUGUGUGAGCUCGUGAAGGAACACUUCCGCCAGCGAGGCGCGGAAGCUGGAUGCGGGCCGGGAACGGGCAACGAACACCUUUCACUUCGCGACAAUAUCAACUGGGUCACCAUCUCUGCCAAAAUGGGCACUCGAAACGAGCAGGCUUGUUUGCAACGAUGGUAUCAAAUCUCGCCUCCAAUGACGAGUACGGGCGAGUGGGAUGUCGAACAAGACUACGAGAUGUUGAAUAACGUCAUCAAGUACAGAUCGAUGACUGCCGAAGCUGUGCCAUGGGCGUCGACUGUUCGGGGCCGUGAUUUGUCUCGAAUCAUGCGACGGUGGAAAUUGCUUUCGUCCAAAAUCUCUGGACACGUCGACAUGGCAUUCCGCGAACUCGUGCUCCAAGUUUGCAAGAGUAAGGACUACAAAGACCUCGUUAUCAAGGCGCAAGCUUUGGUCAAGUCUUCCUCGAGCGCGUGACUACGAGCUUAAGAUGCGAUGAUGUUUUCACCUACCCACUGUACCAUCCACAUCACCUGCCCACUGUACCAUCCAUAUUCAUGUCAUAAUUUUUUCCGUUUCAGCGUGAGUUUUGAAACAGGCUCGUCAUACAAUUUAGAUAAUUCCUUAGUCAUGCAAGA
Messenger RNA from Ostreococcus lucimarinus CCE9901, 1696 nucleotides. RefSeq lists its product with no specific name. The transcript has a single exon. The record is from RefSeq and is a predicted model, not a curated record. Lineage: Eukaryota; Viridiplantae; Chlorophyta; Mamiellophyceae; Mamiellales; Bathycoccaceae. Bases 324 to 1535 code for a protein of 403 amino acids.